UUCGUGUAUUGUUUUCUCCCCUUCCCGGGUGUAUAAGGAAAACUUUACGAAACUGUUUACAAUUCUAUUUAAAUCAACGUACAUUUUACAGUGCACCCAUCAUCAAAUAAAUUAUUAUCAUUCUGACCACCAUUUUCGAUGAAACCUUCACGCAGCAUUGCGAAUGGGCGAGAUAGGGAUCGGGAAAGGAGACGCUCGCGGAGUCGCUCCACUUCCAUGGAUCGGGAAAGGAAGCGUCUGAGGCGUUCCAGAAGCCGCGGCCGCGAAGACAACAGACGCAUCCGGCGGAGGUCACGGACACCGUCACCACGUAUGAGGCGGAGAAGCCGUUCGCCAGUGUAUCCCCGAGACAGAAAACACCGUCGCUCCCGAUCCCGUGGUGAACGCGAAGAAAGGCUUGAACGUGAUCGUGACAUCGACCGCCACCGUGAGCGAGAUGCUCGCCGUGAAAAAUCGCGCUCUCGAGAAAAGGAAGACAUCAAAGAAAAACCAGCUCCGGAACGCAUAAAAGAAGAAAUCAAAACUGAACCAGAGCCGGAGCCCGUUAUCGACAAAGAAGAAGAACAAAAGCGCCUCGAGUUGGAAAUGAUCAAGCGUCGCGAGCGAAUUGAACGCUGGCGUGCCGAACGCAAACUCAAGGAGCUUGAAAACAGCAAGAAAGAAAUCAAAACGAUCGCCAUUCCGGCUGCCAAGAAAUGGAGCUUGGAGAACGAUUCAGAGGACGAAGAAGACAGCAAGGACAAGAAACAGGACAAUGGGGAUGAUAAAGUGGAGGAGGAAGAGAUCGAUCCGCUCGAUGCCUUCAUGCAAGAAGUUGACAAGGAAGUAAGGAAGGUCAAUAAGAUCUCAAAGCCUGCAACAGCUGCUCCUGGAGCAGCUCAGAAUUCAGGUGGCGUCAUGAUUGUUACGGGAGUGGCGAAGAAAAUGACCACAAAAAGCAAAGGCGAGUUGAUCGAGCAGAACCAAGAUGGCUUGGAAUAUUCGAGUGAAGAAGAAUUUGAGGACAUCAAGGACGCCGCUGCGAGCUUGGCGAAUAAGCACAGAAAGGAAUUGGCGAAGAUUGACCAUUCCGGGGUUGAUUAUGCUCCUUUCCGGAAGAACUUUUAUGUUGAAGUGCCAGAGAUUGCACGGUUGACGCAACAAGAGGUGGACAAAUACAAGGAAGAAUUGGAGGGGAUUCAAGUGAAAGGCAAAGGAUGUCCGAAGCCAAUCAAGACCUGGGCGCAAUGCGGUGUAUCGAAAAAGGAGCUCGAAGUUCUCAAAAAACUCGGUUUCGAAAAACCAACUCCAAUCCAAUGCCAAGCUAUACCCGCAAUAAUGUCAGGACGUGACCUCAUUGGUAUCGCAAAAACUGGCAGCGGUAAGACUCUGGCAUUUAUUCUUCCCAUGUUCCGACAUAUCCUCGAUCAACCACCAUUGGAGGAUGGGGACGGACCAAUUUCUAUCAUCAUGACACCAACUCGUGAGUUGUGCAUGCAAAUCGGCAAGGAUAUCAGGAAGUUCUCUAAAUCUUUGAAUCUGAGGGCUGUGUGCGUUUAUGGCGGUACAGGAAUUUCAGAGCAAAUUGCAGAGCUGAAAAGAGGAGCAGAGAUAAUCGUUUGUACGCCAGGACGGAUGAUUGACAUGCUGGCGGCAAACUCGGGGAGAGUAACGAAUUUAAGACGCGUCACAUAUAUUGUGCUGGAUGAAGCUGACAGGAUGUUCGAUAUGGGUUUUGAGCCACAAGUAAUGCGCAUCAUCGACAAUAUCCGUCCCGAUCGGCAAACUGUUAUGUUCAGUGCUACUUUUCCACGCCAAAUGGAAGCCUUGGCGCGGAGAAUUCUAAAGAAGCCCAUUGAAGUUCAAGUUGGAGGACGUUCCGUCGUAUGUAAGGAUGUCGAACAGCACGUCGCAAUAUUGGAGGACGAGGCGAAAUUCUUCAAGCUCUUGGAACUGCUGGGUCAUUAUCAAGAACACGGUAGCAUCAUUGUAUUUGUCGACAAACAAGAAAACGCCGACAUCCUUUUAAAAGAUCUCAUGAAAGCAUCAUAUCCCUGCAUGAGUCUCCAUGGUGGAAUCGAUCAGUUCGAUCGCGAUUCGACCAUGUUGGACUUUAAAUCUGGAAAGGUGCGUUUACUCAUUGCUACUUCUGUUGCGGCCAGAGGUCUCGAUGUUAAAGAUUUGAUUUUGGUUAUCAACUAUGACUGCCCGAACCAUUAUGAGGAUUACGUUCACAGAUGCGGUCGCACAGGGCGAGCUGGCCGCAAAGGCUUCGCGUGGACAUUCCUUACAGCAGAUCAAGGACGCUAUGCAGGUGAUAUAAUACGCGCUUUAGAACUUUCAGGUGGUAAAGUGCCUGAUGAUUUGCAGAAUCUGUGGGACACUUACAAAGCAACCCAAGAGGCAGAGGGUAAAAAAGUUCAUACAGGCGGUGGAUUCAGCGGCAAGGGAUUCAAAUUCGACGAACAGGAAGCGAACGCCGUCAAAGAAAGUAAAAAAUUACAGAAAGCUGCUCUCGGACUGGCCGAUUCGGAUGACGAGGAAGAUAUUGAGAAUGAUAUUGACCAGCAGAUUGAGAACAUGUUCGCCGCAAAGAGGAACGUUAAGGAGGCUGCUGUGGUCCCAGCGAAUGGCGCUGCGCCUUCUACCGCUGUUGUUUCUGGAACGGCUACAACUACCACAACGACGGCCACUACUAACCCGGCAAGUCUUUUGGAUCCGGCAGUACUUGCUGCCGCGGGUGUCGCUCCUGCAGCUCCUGGAACGCCUCCUGGUCCCAUUUCAACCGACAAGCUUGAAUUGGCUCGUCGUCUGGCUUCGCGAAUCAACGUGGCUAAAAAUCUGGGUUACGAAGCCAAAGGCGCUACUCAACAAGCGGCCGAAGCCAUCCUCAAAGGAGCUGGUUCGCAGCCUCUAAUAACCGCUCGUACCGUUGCCGAACAACUUGCUGCGAAACUCAACAACAAACUCAACUACCAACCGAAAGAGGACGAGGAAGGUCUUCUCCCCGGACAACAAAAUCUGUUCACCAAAUACGAAGAAGAAUUGGAAAUUAAUGACUUCCCACAGCAAGCGCGGUGGAAAGUCACGUCAAAGGAGGCGCUCGCACAAAUUUCCGAGUAUUCGGAAGCCGGUCUCACAGUACGUGGUACUUACGUUCCACCUGGCAAGAACCCUCCCGAAGGCGAGCGGAAACUCUAUUUGGCUAUUGAGAGCUGUAGUGAAUUAUCUGUGCAGAAAGCUAAAAGGGAGAUUACGAGGUUGAUUAAGGAGGAGCUGCUAAAAUUGAGUUCGGCGCAUCAUGUAUUCAACAAGGGACGUUACAAAGUUCUGUAAAGUGUUAAGAUUCAGAACAAUUGUAAUUUACUUGGGUUUAGUAUAUGACUAUGAUGAUAUGCAGUGUGAAAUAGUAAUGGAUAAUUAUAAAUAAAAUAAUUUUAAGUA
Molecule: messenger RNA, 3423 nt
Organism: Hermetia illucens (black soldier fly)
Lineage: Eukaryota; Metazoa; Arthropoda; Insecta; Diptera; Stratiomyidae
Gene: Prp5
Product: probable ATP-dependent RNA helicase DDX46
Exons: 7
Coding region: 139-3315 (1058 amino acids)
Biological process (GO): mRNA splicing, via spliceosome
Cellular component (GO): nucleus
Molecular function (GO): nucleic acid binding; ATP binding; RNA helicase activity
Source: RefSeq, a predicted model, not a curated record